UCCUUCCCCCUCUUCCCGGCCAAGCUGCGGACGUGGUAGGGAUGGGGAGGUCGAGGCGGCCGGAGCGGCUCUUGUGGGUCGCUUGCCUGGCCCUGUGGGGCAGCACCUGCGCCUGGCUUCGAGGAGCUCAAGCGAAGACGGUCCAAGGGGGCUUCUCCAGCGCCGGUGCCAGGGCCGGGCAGGUGGUGGCCCAGUUCCAGUUCCAUGGUGAUUGUGCUCUUCUGUAUGUCAGAAUCCACAACGUAGCAACAGCUGUUGGGAAAGAAGCCAGGCUUCAUCUGUUUCAAGCUCAAGAAUGGCUGAAGCUGCAAGAGAAUCGCCCAAGUUACAGCUGUAAAGAAAAAUAUUCCAAGGCUCCAUUGAUACUGAAUAUGAACAGCACGGAACAAAAUCUGACGGUGUCCCAGAUUCCAUAUCCAGACACGUGGUACGUGUUUUAUGUCGACAAGUUUACCUGUGCGGAGAAUUAUGAAUACUCUAACUCGGAGGAUGUUCAGUUUGAAAUGGUAAUACUAAAUCCAGAUGCAGAAGGGAAUCCAUUAGAUCACUUUAGUGCAGGGGAAUCUGGCCUGCAUGAGUUCUUUUUCCUGCUGGUCCUGGCGUACUUUGUCGCUGCUUGCAUCUAUGCGCAAUCACUGUGGCAAACAAUAAACAAAGGAGGACCGAUGCACACGGUAUUAAAAGUCCUCUCUACCGUGUUGCUGUUGCAGGUUGCGUCGGCUUUUGCAAACUACUUGCAUUUUUCAAGAUAUGCUAAAAAUGGAGUAGGAGCACCUUUUAUGGGAAGCCUUGCUGAGCUGUGCGACAUAAUCUCUCAAAUGCAGAUGCUGUACCUACUACUGAGUUUGUGUAUGGGAUGGACAAUAGGCAGAAUGAAGAAAUCUCAGAGCAAACCUCUCCAGUGGGAUUCCACUCCAACAUCCACUGCCAUCGCUGUAAUAGUGGUUGCAAUGCAGUGUAUUUUGUUAAUCUGGGAGCAGUUUGAAGACACCAAUCACCACAGCUACCACUCACACCAGACUGUAGCAGGCGGACUUCUCAUUGGCUUGAGAAUUUGCCUAGCUUUAUCUCUAGGCUGUGGACUUUACCAGAUCAUCCGAACUGAGAGAAGCACACUUAAAAGGGAGUUCUAUAUUACCUUUACAAAGGGCUGCGUUCUGUGGUUUUUGUGUCACCCCUGUCUUGUAUCCAUAUCUCUAAUGUUUAGAGACUAUCAGAGAGAGAAGAUCAUUACCAUUGGCGUUCUCCUCUGCCAGUCGUUCUCCAUGGUCCUCCUGUACCGACUUUUUGUUUCCCACAGUCUGUAUUGGGAAGUGUCUUCUCUGUCAUCGGUGACAUUGCCCCUCACCGUAGCAUCUGGCCAUAAAAAUCGACAUCACUUCUGAGAUGCUUUGGGAAGGCUUAAUGACAAAGGUGCAAUAAAGACUUGGAGAUGGGGCAGCUCUUCUCAGCAGUAAAUCCUGGAGAAACCAGAUGUUCAUCCUAAGCAUUUUAUUGUUGGAUUGGGACAAGUAUACAUAAGAGAUGAAUUUUAUGAAAACUUGUGGUUAGCAAACACGUCUUUUGCUAACUUGCUUGAGAACAGAGAACCGAAACCAGUUCUCAGCCACAAUUAUUUUUCACUCCAAAACUGCCUCACUUUAAAAAAAAAUUAAGCUAGAUCCAAACUGUAGUGAUCACAGGCUUAAAUGUAGAAUAGUUUUGUAAUGAAUAUAUUGGUUUACAGUUGCUUUUUUCACUUACGUUUGAAACAAAGUGCAAUUUAUGCAUAGGUUUAAAAGAACUUGAAAACUUAGCCCCAGGAAACCAAUCUCAAAUGUUUACAGCAAACUGUAGCUCGCGUUAUUUGUGUAUGUUUUAGAAGCACUUUCUUGCCUUGAGAUUUGGAUGUUGUUCAAAUUUUAGCUUGAUCACCUCCAGCUUUUCCCAGCUUUUUACAUUCCACAUGUUUGAUAAAUGGUAAAAGAGCAUAUGGGCAAUGGAUGGGCUAACUACACAGGGUUUUGCUUUGCUUUUUUUUGGAAAAAAAUAGCAACAUUAAGGUUAUGAAAACAGCAGGCUUGCCUCUCUUAAAGUGAGGAAAGAAAAUGGGAUGUGUGAUGCGGUACUAGAAUUUUAAUCCUGAUAUAAUUCAUUACGCUUACAUUGAGGAUUCAGUCAUAAUUAAGCCAUAUACUCAGAUUAAAUUAACAGAAGCAUUUCAAAUAAAUGUUUCAGUCAUCAACUACCCAUGAAUUCCUGCCCAAGGAUACUUAAUCAGGAUUAAAUUUUCUAUGAAUAAUUGAGAAACAAAAUACUCGCUGGAUUUGUUAUAAUCCAUGUUGGCAUAAAGUUCUAAGUAGUUGCCAUCUACCACCCGUUGUAAUAGAACCGCGCUUUCGAAUGAAGCCUAGCAUUCUGAUGGCCAUUGGAAAUGUAUAGUUUAUUGAAGUGCCUAUUUAUUGACCAAGAUGAAAAUUGCAUGGACUUUUUUUUUUUUUUUGCUAUAUAAAAUAAGCAUUCCUGUUAAUUAACUGCUGGGUGUAUUUCAGUGUUGGGUUUGUUUGUUUUUUGCAAGUUUAAAAAGAAACCCCUUUGUGAUUGAUAUGUGGGAGGAAACAUGAAGCGAGUUUUCAGUUUUAAAAUAUGCUUUGUUCACAGUUGAUCUGGGCUGCAGGAUCAUGCCGGUGCCUAUGCUGUUUUUGUAGCAUCGUAGGAAACAGAAGUGAAAGCUGAUUGACUCAUGCUUAUUUGCUGUCCCGGCUUGCUUCGAGGCACUGCUCACUCAUGCCAUGCUGCUCCAGGUGCCAGAAGACAGGCGGAGGAGGAGGGUGUACAAGAUCCUGGUGCUACUUACUAUGUUUCCUUCCUUUCUUUAUAUCAUUACAGCACCAGCUACUAUAAAUGCGCGCUCCAAGCUCUUGCUCUAGAAGAAAUCUGGCAAGAGAGACGGAGGCCGCAAUCCUGAAACUGUACCAGCUUGAACAUAAUUUUAGGAAUGCAGUCUUUACAGUCUAGUCUCCAAAACUUUAUCAAGCUUCUAGUUCGUUAUAGAAAACUUCCAUUUCAUUUUAUAGGUGCUGCAGAUACUUGCUUUUGACUAGGCAAAUGGUACAGCACGACAGAUUUGUUCAUUAAAUAAUAUUUCUGGUACUCGUAAUUCAGGACAAAGAAUGGCAGGUUGGAGCUGAAAAGACUGAGAUUUAUAAUUCACACAACUAGCUAAAAUGAUAGCAAAUUUAAUUUUUGCAAGUCUCUGUUAAGCACCACAAAAUGUUGUUAAAGUUCUGCUUAUCUUUGCUAAUUUUGAGCAAAAAGUGCUUUGGGGUAUAAACAUGUAAUAGUAUAGAAUAUAAAUAAGGAUCUCCUGUCCUGUGACCCAUGUUUGUAUGACGUGAUAGCAGCCGGGCCGUUCAGGAGCUUGCAUUUAAAAAAGCGGCAUUUGCUCAGAAGAGUUGCACAAGAACAUACAGCUGAUUUGUAUUGUUUCAAGUAGGUUGUUGGUUUGCAAUAGAAGAGCAAAAUUGGAGUCCAUCUUAAAGACCAACAAGAUUUCGAGGGUAUAAGCACUGGAGAGUCAAGCUUCCUUCAGAUCUGAUGACGGGUGCUUGAGUCAUGGAACUUUGUACCCUGGAAAUCUAGCUGAUUUGUAUGUUACCCAUACUAUGAAUUUCCUGCAAUGAGACUUAUCAUGCUGUGCCAGUGACAUGAAACAUAGACGUCAUGUGGAAGGAGCAGGUAAAAUGGGUACUUUCCCUGCCAGUAUCACAGUUACCUAGUAUUCAGAUCCUCUGCCUAUCUCGUGUUUCAAAUGUCAGCAAGAUCAGAAUGGGACCCAACAAAAACCUAUCAGCCAUGCCCUUUGUUUUAUUCUUACCAGACAGUAUUUUAUACUGAUUGAGCGCCUGUGUUUUAGUAGAAUAAUAAAUACAUGGUUCAUUAUGA
Messenger RNA from Eublepharis macularius, 3924 nucleotides. It is a transcript of the gene GPR180, whose product is annotated as G protein-coupled receptor 180. The coding region runs from base 42 to 1385 and encodes 447 amino acids. The record is from RefSeq and is a predicted model, not a curated record. Lineage: Eukaryota; Metazoa; Chordata; Lepidosauria; Squamata; Eublepharidae. Gene Ontology annotation, biological process: response to pheromone; G protein-coupled receptor signaling pathway. The transcript is spliced from 9 exons.